AUGUCUCAUUCGGACUCGGACACGUCUUCGUUGUCUUCCGCUGUGUCGAUUGAAGACGAGGCUAUGGCUGCAUCUAUAAAUCGCGCGGUCGGGAUAAAAAAAUAUUUCAAACGUGAGAAGCAAACCGAGUCGCCGCCUCCGAAGCGUGCACCAUCACCACCGCACGAAUACGUGCUUGCCGACAAUCCAAACAUUGCAUUCAUCGUAAUGUUCCGGUCUAGAUUUAGCGACAUCUUCCCUAAAUCAGUUCCCAACUACGGCCCACAAGAUAUUGAGAAAGGUGUCACGGAUGCUGUCCCUGGCGACCACAUAGAACGGCUGUUAUGCGCCUUAAUUGGCCUCGUUCUUAACCGGAAGAAAGACGUUGAGUCCGUUUGCCUCCAUUCCCAACCUCGCCUUAAGCUGGCGGAUACUCACCCCUCCUCGAUAUAUAUCUGGAGGGGCCAUUUCCAACGGGCCCUCGAGGAAGCCGUCCAGACGCAUUACAAUCAAUGGCCACGAGCAUGGGAAGGCAAAAACCCACUCCAUGGUGGACGUACAUUUGCGACUAUGUCCCCAGAAGAUCGGCUGUCGUUCCUCAAAACGUUGAUUCUUUGGGCCCUCUCCUCGUCUGAAGCUAUUCAAGCGAAGCUCAAAGAAAGCUAUAAACAAACAAGGCAAGACGGAGACCGCAAUCAACCUCUAUCUGUUCAACCGUGGGGAAGCGAUAGUUACAAACGGCGUUACUGGCUUAUCGAAGGCCGCGAUGACACACAUUUCAGAGUUUAUCGGGAGAGCAACCCUGCCCUCAAAACCAACACAUGGUGGAGCGUCGCAGGCUCAAUUGAUGAGCUAAAGGCUGUUGCCGAAUCCCUUGGUGCUGAGAAGUCGCGUGCGGCGAAGGAGCUGAGCGACAGGAUGCGCAAUAGCAUACCCCGUUUCGAGGCAUCCGAAGAGAAACGGAAACGCCGCGAUUAUCGAUUAGCCCGAAAAGCAGCAUUUGCGCGCCCUGAACCUGGAUUCUCCCUAUAUGAAGGUCGCACCCGUGGAAAACGGAUUAAGUAUACGUUUUCUGAUGAAGAAGAUUUAUCAGACGAAUAUGCUUCUAGAAGAUCUACGCGGCAACAAACUCGCGGUUCAACUCCUGGAGAGCCGUCCGGCCCAACUUACACUGCUAGCGGCCGUCAAGUUAAGGCUCGGGUUGGAGGUAUAUACGGGGAGACAAUAACCACACGGCAACGCAAAGACACAGCCCAGGAUCAUGGCCUUAUGAAUGGCAGAGCACAGCGAAGUACGAGGUCGAAUGGAUUGACACGUGAUACCAACAUUGACAGCUAUAAUUCUGUGGAUGCAAUGGAUGAAGAUGACGAGCCAGAAGCAGUUUCAAGCGGACAGGAAUGGGAAGGCGGGGAUGAACAUUCCGCCGAGGAAGACGAGGAUAUGAGUGACGUUGGAUCCUUAGAUGAAGAUGAUACAGUUCGACCAAGUCUGGUUGUCCAAUUGAGAUAUGGUCAAGGAAAAGACGGCGAGACGCUUCAGGACAGUCCUAACCCAACAAGUUCUACAGAUGGCACAGCACCUGAAGCGCAAUCUGCAUCUGCCCACGUCACGGCGUCGUCAAGCCGUCCGACUGUGCGACUUGGGGACCACACUUCAUCAGGUCAUGAUUCCCCUGCGAAGAGUGUAGCGCCGCUGCUCCCAGCGCAACCCGUUGAAUUGCCUCCCAAUCAACCAACCGCCGCUGAAAAUCAAACCCCCCAAGCUUCUCAAAAUGGCACUCGGCAGGGAUAUCACCACAGUGGUCCAGAGAAGUGA
This is a messenger RNA of Uncinocarpus reesii 1704, 1794 nucleotides long. RefSeq lists its product as uncharacterized. The coding region runs from base 1 to 1794 and encodes 597 amino acids. The record is from RefSeq and is a predicted model, not a curated record. Lineage: Eukaryota; Fungi; Ascomycota; Eurotiomycetes; Onygenales; Onygenaceae. The transcript is spliced from 5 exons.